This is a messenger RNA of Microtus ochrogaster (prairie vole), 2058 nucleotides long. It is a transcript of the gene Spry2, whose product is annotated as sprouty RTK signaling antagonist 2. Gene Ontology annotation, biological process: negative regulation of MAP kinase activity; animal organ development; negative regulation of fibroblast growth factor receptor signaling pathway. Gene Ontology annotation, cellular component: membrane; cytosol. NCBI's taxonomy places the organism in Eukaryota, Metazoa, Chordata, Mammalia, Rodentia, Cricetidae. The record is from RefSeq and is a predicted model, not a curated record.
AAAAAGGAAAUACUCCGCGUGCGCUUCUGGAAGAGAGGUCAUCUCUCUACCCGAAAUCCGGAAAGGUUCCUACGGUGGAGGAUUGAGUUCCAAAUUCUCCCGUGGUUUUUUUUUUCUCCUCCCACCGAUUACUUGGAAGUUGGACUGAAGCAGAGUUCGGAAAGAAGGAAAAAGUUUGCAUCGGGACUGGAUUUAUUUGCACAACGCAGAAAAGAAGAGAAUCCAAGGGAGAGGGGUUGGUGCAGAGCCGCGAUCACGGAGUUCAGAUGUGUUCUAAGCCUGCUGGAGUGAACACACUGCCAAGACCUGAUGGAGGCCAGAGCUCAGAGUGGCAGCGGGUCGCAGCCUCUGCUGCAGGCGCCCCAUGACAGUGGCAGGCAGCGUGGGGAGCCGGACCCCAGAGAUGCCCUCAUGCAGCAGGUACACGUCUUGUCUCUGGAUCAGAUCAGAGCCAUCCGAAACACCAAUGAGUACACAGAGGGGCCCACCGUGGUCCCAAGACCUGGGCUCAAGCCUGCUCCUCGCUCCUCCACUCAGCACAAGCAUGAAAGACUCCACGGUCUGCCCGAGCACCGCCAGCCUCCCAGGCUCCCGCCCUCGCAGGUUCAUUCUUCAAGGGCCCCUCUGUCCAGGUCCAUCAGCACGGUCAGCUCAGGGUCUCGGAGCAGUACAAGGACAAGUACCAGCAGCAGCUCCUCAGAACAGAGGCUGUUAGGAUCUUCCUUCUCCCCGGGGCCUGCUGCUGAUGGGAUAAUCCGGGUGCAGCCUAAGUCUGAGCUCAAACCCGGUGAGCUUAAGCCACUGAGCAAGGAAGACUUGGGUCUGCACGCCUACAGGUGUGAAGAGUGUGGCAAAUGCAAGUGUAAGGAAUGCACCUACCCGAGGCCCCUGCCGUCGGACUGGAUCUGUGACAAGCAGUGCCUUUGCUCGGCCCAGAACGUCAUUGACUACGGGACUUGUGUGUGCUGUGUGAAAGGUCUCUUCUAUCACUGCUCCAACGACGAUGAGGACAAUUGUGCUGACAACCCGUGUUCUUGCAGCCAGUCCCAUUGUUGUACACGAUGGUCGGCGAUGGGUGUCAUGUCUCUCUUUCUGCCUUGUUUAUGGUGUUACCUUCCAGCCAAGGGUUGCCUUAAACUGUGCCAGGGGUGUUAUGAUCGGGUGAACAGGCCCGGAUGCCGUUGUAAAAACUCAAACACGGUUUGCUGCAAAGUUCCCACUGUCCCCCCCAGGAACUUUGAAAAGCCAACAUAGCAUUAUUAUUAAUCAGGAAUAUUACAGUAAUAAGGAUUGUUUCGCCACCUUUUUUUUUUUUUAACACACAUAUGCAACCAACUAAAUAAACAGCUGUAAUCUCAGCACUGUUAAUAGAGGGAUAGAGUAUUUGUCGUUUGCAGUGAGAUGCUUUUUUUUUUUUGUCCAUGUGCCAUUUUUAACUGAUAUGCUUGCUAGAACUCAGCUAAUGGAGCUCCGAGGGGAGGCAGUGGAAGUUCGUGACCCACAUACUGCAGAAGCUAAAGCAGUAGACACUCCUAGGCAAAGUUUCUCAUUUGUGAAUAGCCCUUGCAAAAUUUGUAAGUUAGCAAAUGACUCCCCACCCCCGUUGUUUUCUCCAGAGAUAAUGUGCUAUAUUUUUGUAUAUACAAUAAUAUUUGCAACUGUGAAAAACAAGUUGUGCUGUACUCCAUAGCACAGUCACAAAAUAUUAUACUAAUAUGUUGUACAUUCGGAAGAAUGUGAAUCAGUCAGUAUGUUUUUAGAUUGUAUUUUGCCUUACAGGAAGCCUUUGCCGUAAGACUCUGAUCUCCCUUUUGGACUUGAUGUAUAUUGUACAGUUACAGUAAAAUUCAACCUUUAUUUUCUAAUUUUUUCAACAUAUUGUUUAGUGUAAAGAAUAUUUAUUUGAAGUUUUAUUAUUUUAUAAAAAAAGAAUAUUUAUUUUAAGAGGCAUCAUAAAUUUCGCCCCUUCUAUGAGGAUGUGACGGUUGCUGCAAAUGAGGGGUUACAGAUGCAUAUGUUCAAUAUAAAAUAGAAAAUAUAUUAACGUUUGAAAUUAAA